Molecule: messenger RNA, 764 nt
Organism: Trichobilharzia regenti
Lineage: Eukaryota; Metazoa; Platyhelminthes; Trematoda; Strigeidida; Schistosomatidae
Source: the annotation of a GenBank genome assembly
AUUAUUGUUAUUGUUAUUAUUAUUUUCUGUCGUGAAACUAAUGAUACUACUAGUAGUUCAGUAAUCAAUAGAAACUGAUCAUUUUUAUUACUUUUUUGCUAUCUCUACUGACACUCAUUCAGCACGCACCAACAGAAAUCAAAUUCUGUUCAAGUGAAUGAUAGAGAGUGACAGAGGGACACAAACUGUUUCUAUGAUAUAAUAAACUUUAUACAUAAAAAGCUAAUACCAGAGACUGAGUCAAAGUUAUUUACACUUGUUUAAAAGAACUGCUGUUUGUUUCUUUUUUUUCUUCUUCUUCUUGUGAAUAAUCAACUCUUUAAUUUGAUAAAACAAAAAAAACUAUGCCUAUUGAACAAAGAUCUUAUGGAGCACCAUUGCAUCCAGUUGGUGAAAGAAAAGCUGUGAUUAAAUAUGUGGAAAUGAGUAAAGAAAUGCAACAAGAUGCUGUACAGUCAGCUGCAAUGGCUAUCGAUAAAUAUCAUGAUGACAAAGAUAUUGCAUUGUUUUUAAAAAAAGAAUUUGAUCGUAAAUAUGAACCAACAUGGCAUUGUGUUAUUGGAAGUAAAUUUUCUAGUUACGUGACGCAUAUCAAACAAUUCUGUAUUUAUUUUUCACUUGAAGAUCGUGGAGUUCUGUUGUUUAAAACUGUUUGAACUAUGCAACAAUUUUUCUCUACCCUUAAACAAUAUUGAUAGUCAUUACUAAUGUUGAUAUCAAUUCAAUAUCAUAAGUUGGAAGAAUAAACAUAAUUCUGUAAAACA